CUCUGUAGUUUCUCAGUCAGAUCGCGCAGCUUGGCGCGAUAUUAUCCUUCUUUAUACGUUCAACGUUUAAUCAGCGUUUGGCUGCGUGAUCGCGAUAAUUUACAUUUUAGCUAAUUUGAAAUUUUUAUUAAGUCUAUCACAAGUAAAAAUAAUUUUUAAUUAUUCGUUUUUAUUUGUUUAAUUAUUGUGUCCGCAUUUUCGCGAACGUUCGCGCAAACAUCACCCGUUUAAGUAAUAAUAAUAAUUGCGUUAAGGAUUGUCGUCGCCCAGUAGAGAGGAAUGAAAAUAUUAAACAACAUCAUGCCGACCAAGCCUAAGGGAAAACCCAAAGCCAAUUCUAAAGAGGCUUUAGAUGUCGAAGUUGGAUCUAUCCAUGAAGAACUUGAAGUACCUGUGGCCUCGGAGCUGGUGUUCCGGAAAAUAUGGAAAAUCAAACGGUUCCUUCAUACCAUCAAAAAGAGGGAUCUGUUGGAUAGUCCUGAAUUUCGGUGCUCUGUAAACGGGGUCACCACUUUUUGGAAUAUAGCUGUCAGAUUUUGGAAAGGUGCAAAUGGUAAAAAAGUAACCAACCCCCUGGUAAUAUGUCUUAACCUAACGGGCUGCGAAACCGAGGAAACCGGUCAGGCAAGAGUAAGAUUCCAAUUUGGAAUAUGGGACGCCAACAUAAAACACUGGGAAUGCUGUCCCAUUUCCAGUGUUGUGUUAAACUUACAAAACACCAAAGAACUUCUUUCUGUUGGCUAUAAAAGUUUGGGAAUCAUGGACAGGCAUAUAGAUGCUGAUAAAGAUGUUAAGAUAAUGGUAAAGAUUCAGAUCAUUCAAAGUGAUGAAGAGGUGCAUAGUUUAUCCCAAGACAUGGCUAGGCUGCAGAUGGAGGAAAGAAGUAAAGACACGCUCAUCGAAUGCUAUUGUGAUAAAGAAAACAAGGACUGCCAGAAGACUCCUCUGAAGGCUCAUAGUUGGAUUAUUAGAACAAGAAGUGAAAAACUUGCGAAAAGACUGGAAGAACAUAGUGAUGAUAAACAUAAGGGCAUCAAAUAUCUUCUCUCUCUACCAGAAUACUCAUACGGAGUAGUUAAUGAACUUCUUAGAUAUAUUUACACUGACAAAGUGGAUCAUGCUGAUCGAUAUGCAUCAAAACUUCUACCAAUUAGUAUGAUUUAUAACCUGCAAGGCCUUAAGGGGCUGUGCGAACGUCAUCUGAUAGAAAGCUUAACUCCUAGCAAUGUCGCGAAUAUUCUUUUGCUUGCUGACCAAUGUAGAUGUGAAAAUUUGAGAAAAGCUGCUCUGCAUUAUUGCGAAGAUAGCGAGGAGAUUAAGGGAAAUGUUCAUAUGGGUAAGACACUUGCCUGGAGAGUAAUGGAAAUGGUGAACCCGGAUCUAUUUAUGGAGGCAUGUGAAAGUAUAGGAAGCUCAUCAAGUAAUUUAGAUAGCCCUGGAACUCCUGGAGGCUCAUGGAGUGACUGAAGUACCUGAAUGUAUUAUUAAAACUAGGGAGAAAGUACAAAAUAUUUUUGUAUGUAACUUAAUCUAUGUUUAUGUUAGAUAUAUUUUUUAUUACUCAGAUAAUUAUUAAUGCAUUUCAGAUUUCUUGUUGCUUCUGCUUUGCAUUUGUUUAUCUCUAAAUAAAAACAAUGUCUUUUAAACAAAUAAAAUUAUAUUAGAAUACUUAUUAUGUCUGCUAGAUAGGUAUUAUUAAAAUUUUAAUUAAUUUUUAUGUAGGUAGCUGGUAUAAGCUAAUUAUAAUAAUAUGAUAAAUAAAUAAAUAUUUAUUUAUUUAUAAUUUAGUUGAAAAUAUGUAUAUAUUCAUAAUGUUUCAUCUUGCUUUUGUACACAAUAUUUUUAACUUUUUUUGUAAUUCUUUCUAUUUAUUUUAUCUGUAACUGUGUUUAUUAUUUUUUUAG
Molecule: messenger RNA, 1904 nt
Organism: Anthonomus grandis grandis
Lineage: Eukaryota; Metazoa; Arthropoda; Insecta; Coleoptera; Curculionidae
Product: speckle-type POZ protein-like B
Exons: 7
Coding region: 280-1467 (395 amino acids)
Biological process (GO): proteasome-mediated ubiquitin-dependent protein catabolic process; regulation of proteolysis
Cellular component (GO): nucleus; cytoplasm
Molecular function (GO): ubiquitin protein ligase binding
Source: RefSeq, a predicted model, not a curated record